Messenger RNA from Varanus komodoensis (Komodo dragon), 7702 nucleotides. It is a transcript of the gene VAT1, whose product is annotated as vesicle amine transport 1. Gene Ontology annotation, molecular function: zinc ion binding; oxidoreductase activity. Lineage: Eukaryota; Metazoa; Chordata; Lepidosauria; Squamata; Varanidae. The transcript has 6 exons. The coding region runs from base 118 to 1389 and encodes 423 amino acids. The record is from RefSeq and is a predicted model, not a curated record.
CGGGUCUUGCGGGCGGCCGCCCUCUCCAGCUGUUUCGCGCAUCUGCCAGCCGCGCCUUCUCCUCGCGCAGCCACACCGCCAGGACCCUCAGCGAGCGCUGCCACCGACGCGGCUCCCAUGUCCGGGGAAGAAGCAGCCGGGGCCGAGGUGGGCGCCCCACCGGCCGGCUCCGCCGUGCCACCUGCAGACCCGCCGCAGCAGCAGCCCGAGGCUGCUCAGGCAGCCGCGCCGGCGGAGGCGGGCAAGGCGGCCGAGGGGCCGCCGAAGGACGAGGCGGCCGGCGCCGCUGCCAGCGCCGGUGCCGCCCCUGCCGGCCGCCCGUACCGCGCGCUGGUGCUGACCGGCUUCGGUGGCUACGAGAAGGUGAAGGUGCAGACGCGGCGGCUGCCCAGCGCGGAGCCCAGCCCGGCUGCCGGCCAAGUCAGCGUGCAGGUCCGGGCCUGCGGACUCAAUUUCGCCGAUCUCCUGGCCCGCCAGGGGCUCUACGAGAGGCUCCCUCCGCCUCCCGUUAGCCCCGGCAUGGAGGCGGCCGGAACCGUGCUGGCCGUGGGCGAGGGCGUCUCCGGCCCGCAGGUAGGUGAUAAGGUGAUGGUGAUGGCCAGAUCAGGCCUCUGGCAAGAAAUUGUGACAGUCCCAGCCAAUCAGACCUUUCCAAUGCCAGAAGGGAUGAGCUUUGAGGAAGCAGCUGCCUUUCUGAUCAAUUACAUCACAGCCUACAUGGUUCUCUUUGACUUUGGCAACCUUCGACCCAACCAGAGUGUCCUUGUCCACAUGGCAGCAGGUGGAGUGGGAACUGCAGCAGUUCAGCUCUGCAAAACUGUGGAAAAUGUCACCAUUUUUGGCACCGCUUCUGCUUCCAAACAUGAUUACCUCAAGGAGAAUGGAGUUACUCACCCCAUUGACUAUCGGACAACUGAUUAUGUGGCAGAGGUUCGGAAAAUCUCACCCAAAGGUGUAGAUAUCGUCUUGGACCCCUUGGGGGGCUCAGAUACGACAAAAGGCUUUAACCUCCUUAAGCCAAUGGGCAAAUUAGUCACCUAUGGUGUAGCCAAUUUGCUAACAGGACAGAGAAAGAACCUGAUGGCCAUGGCAAAAACCUGGUGGAACCAGUUCAGCAUCAAUGCCUUACAGCUUCUCCAUGUUAACAAGGCUGUUUGUGGCUAUCAUCUGGGGUACCUAGAUGAGGAGGUAGAGCUGCUGCAUGAUGUAGUGACCAAGCUACUUGCCCUCCACAAUCAAGGCAAAAUCAAACCAAAGGUGGACUCUGUCUGGUCAUUUGAGCAGGUGGUGGAUGCCAUGAAGCAGAUGCAAGAGAAGAAGAACAUCGGGAAAGUAGUGCUGGUCCCUGAAGCAGCACCAAAGGAUGAAAGCAAAAAAGGAGAGAACUAAAAGUGCAUGGGUGGAUUGUCUGACCUCAGGUCCUUACCUUGGGGGGUGUGUGUGUGUGAGUGUGUUCGUUUGUUUGUUUGUUUUAGUGCCCCCCCCCCAAGGAAAGUAGGGAUGGACAGUUCUUACUAACUGUUGUUAAUGGAAAAGACAAACAUUUGUGGUCAGUUGGUUGUUUUAAAGAUGGUACAAGCUUGUGAGUUUCACAAAUCCUUCAUUAUGUGAAAUUCAAAUGAUUGCACCAUCACUAUAAAAGCGAUGGCUAACCUAGUUAAAAAAGAUACCACGUUGAUCCUACAUCUGUACUGUUACAAUAUCAACACUUUGCUCUCUUAAGGGAACAAAAAGGCAUCAUUUGAAUUCCAGAUGUGUCACUAGAAUUUCUUGAUCUUUCCAUUUCUUUUAUUGUUACCCCACCAACAGUGCCACAGUAUUCCCAUCUGUGUGAUUUGUCUCUUCUCUUCCAUCCACCCCCAUUGACAGUUUCUAUAGAAAUGAUGCCUCAAAGUUUCCAGUUCUGACAGGUGCUUUUAAUAAGCUGAAUGUGCCAGGCAUUUCUGCAGCUUCGCUGUGACAGAAAAAUCAGAAGUGGGAAAAGAAUCGUGCCACUUCCACCCAUGCCUUUUGAUGCCCUUGGCCCUCAUUCCUCCUGCAGCAAGCAAUUGCCCCACAUAACACAGGCAAACCUGGCACCCCCAACCCGUUUAAAAACUUGCCAUGGGAACUGCUCUGUGGGAGAGUAAGGAAUUGUCAACAAAAUCAUUUCCAGGAGCCAAAAUGUACUUCUCCCUGCAUUUAUUUUGGGGGGAAUGCUUGACUUUUUCUAAUUGUAAUGGUGCCAAACAGCUGACUAACCUCUAAUCUAUUGCUUGCAAUCAACUCCUGUCAUGUAAACAGUAUGCACCAAUGCGGGGCUGGUUUGAUGUUUUAUUGUAGAAAUGUCUUUUUUAGUAACUACUUAGUUUUAACACAUGAAAAGUGGUUUGAUCACAGCUGGUUGGAAGAAAGGAUACUGAGUCAUUCCCUUUUACAACUCUUGAUUUCCAUUUUACAUUGAGACCAAAGUACUUGGAAAUACAUAUAAUCUAGCCAUUUCCAAGGUACCAUCCACAACAGGAACAGUCUGUCUUUCAGACUAAGUAGUGGCUAAAUGUUGCCUUUAUGUUUGCAUGGAGAGGGGUUGUGUGUGUUUGUGUGUGUGUGGUUCUCCGCAAGGGGCACAGAGGACAGGCAGCAGGAACCAACUCUUCUGAUUAGUGGGCAGCAUCUUGUCUUGGCAUGGAAAAAUGAGCCAGUCUCUUUGAAGACACGAGCCAACUGCCUCUGUUGCAGGCACUCUGUGCUGUGUCGGGCAGCCCUGCUAUAACUCUGUUUCUGUCUAAUGCAUUCACCACUGCUAUCGAUUCUGAUAGCUUCAUUGAAAACUCAGAGUCCUCUUCUUUCGCUUCCUGUACUCUGUACAUCUUUUUAGGUCUUUGACCAAAUGAGUGUUUUUUACUCAAACACAAGGGCAAAUAGUCCUGAAAUUGUGCCCCACAUUGUCUCCCCAUAUGUUGGCAGAUCUUCCUUGGACUAAGCUCUGGCCUGUCUCAUUAUUCUAGUUAGCAGCUUAGCUACAUGCAAAGUGUCAAGGGGUGCACUUCCCCAGACUCCUUCUUUGAUGUUAAAGGCAUUGAAGCCCUGAAGCUGGUCUUCUGCCUUUUCCUGAUGUAGGAAAGUAAUCAAGGCUACAAAGAAUUGAGGGCUGUGAAGCAUAUUUCUGACAGGUCUUUCCGCCCUUCUUCUAUCAGGAAGCCACAGAUACUUGAGGUCAGAAAGCUCUCCCUUUAAUUUAAAAAGCAUGUAUGAGAGUAGAGGCUGCCAUUGAGCUGUGAAGAGUUGGGAUGUAGGCUGUAUGCCUGGAAAAUACAUGUGAUUUGUCUGUAGAGAGCUUCCCUCCUUCCGAAGCAUCCAUCUGCUAGGACAGUUGCUAGUCUAGAACUUUUAAGGUCUCUUCUGUAACAAGCAGGUCUGCUAAUAAUUUUUAGUAAGUAAUAUUGACUGCAGUCCAGUUUGCCCUGCCCUCAGUGCCCUCUGGACCUACAGCCAAUGCACAGAAUGAAUUAGGAAGGUGGAGAUCCCUGCCAUUGAUACCCUUUGUGUUGUGUUUUUGAUCUAGGCAGUCAUUUUGGCCAUCUAGAUUAAGCAGCAGGGAGGGCCAGGGAAGAAGGCUGGAGCAUCACUAGGAAUUAAUAUAAGGUGAUGGCCCAGCCUCUUCCCCUCCCUGCCCUGGGAAUGCUUCCCCUUCUCCUCUAUGAGGCACCAGUAGCAAUCUUAGAAAGGCACUCACUGGGCCAUUUCUGCCCUGGCUGUGAGGGAGGUGGGGUGGCCAUGGCUCUUGGCCUUUGGAGUCCCAGCUCUGAGGUCAUAGGAUGUUGAAUUUGAGGCUCUGAAUAAUCCUGUGGCCUCCCAAGAAACAUCAAGUAGUCAUAGGAUUAAGGUAGUCAACACAACUGUGAGUCAGGCUUGAGGGAAAGAAUCCCAAGGACGGCUGAAAGCAAAAGAUGGAAGAAGUAAACGCUGGCAAGCUCUUCUUGCCGUGCCUCAUUUCUUUUAUCAUUUGAUUAGGGGUGGGCAAUUGGUGGCCCUUCAGAUGUUUUUCACCUCUUCCCUUAUCAUGGGCCAUGAUGUCUAAGAUUGAUGGGCAUUGUAGCCUUUCAGAUGUUUUGGUUUACAAGUUGCCCAUCUCUUCUUUAGAUCUUGAAGCUCUGGGGUUUGGGAAUUCAUAUUUUUUAGGACCCCAAAUUUCAGGUCACAGUAUUACUUAUUUCAUUCUUGGCCUCUGUUGACCUGCCUGCUUCUGCUCCUCCCAAAUGGUAGCAUAGGUUCCAGAUUAAUUCACAGGGUCCUAGAGCUGGCAGAGACCAAAAGCCUGUAGACCAAAGCAGAGCACAGGACUUGUGUGCAGAUGACCACAAGUUCCUUCCAUGCAAACUCUAGCUAGAAAGUAUCAGGUAGCAGAGCAAGAAAAGACAUGUGACUGGCCAGCCACUUACUCAUUGAUCAGCAUAAUGCAAGCAACAAGUAUACAAGAUUAGAGAUCAUAUGACUAACCCAGCUGACUAACUCAACUUGAAACUGUGAUACUAGCUGGAUUCACACAACAUGACAAGCAAUCCUGCAUGUUGACCAUGGUUCAUCUUUUUUAUCAUGAUCUACCCAACAGAGGGCUUAGUUUCUACAUUGGCACUGUUUCCAUUUUUCCUGCUUGGUCCUCCUUCUGUUGUCACAUAUCCCAUCAACCACAACACCUGAAAUUCAGCCCUGAGGUGCCUCACUGCAUGCCUACAUUACCUGCUUCUUCCUCACUGGUCCACAAACAGUGGCUCCUGCACUUGUCCUUUUCUGAGGACUCCAUGGUAGCCAUAUACCAGGACCAUGGAAACCGCAAUCCUGGGCUCAGGCACCACCACAAGUGAUGGUGGUACAGAGGAAACAUUGAACAAACUAUGGUUUCUUAAUGUAGUUUCUAAAGACCAAACUUCCCAUGGUGAAAUAACACAACUGGGUUCAAACAGUGCAACAUACCAGCAAUGAUUAAAAAACCUAUCAUGUCUUGCCCUGCUGUCUGAACCCAGCCACGGUGUAUCAGGACCAGUUCUUUUGCUGAAGUUGCCUCUGUCUCCUUUCUGUUCCUAAGUUUUUGUCAUCUGCUCCCACUGAGCCAGUCUUUUAAGACUCACAGACCCCUACCUGAAUCCAUCCUGAAGGUUCUUAGGCCUAUAAAACGUGAGGAUUUCUUAGUCCACUUAGUCUUGCUUGGAAAGCAAGCAAACUGAAAUUCUCAAUUCUGUCAUGCACAACAGAAGAAUAGCUUUUAGAUAGACAUGUCUGACUGCAGAACUCUGACUGCCAACAAAAGGGGUGGGAGGAACUGACACGAAAACAGUUCCUCCUUUUUCUCUUGCCUUCCUGCUUGCCACUGCUUGGUGCCUUAUUCUGGCUGGCAUUCCAAAACUUUUCUAACAUCACCCUUCUAAUAUCGCAAGGGACAGCCUAGAACUCCUAUGCUGCAUUGUUACUCGCCAUUUUAUCGGUGCCUUGUUCCCGUACGGUCUAAUUUGAGAAACCCUUGCCCAGCCUGACGUGUCGAAGAGUGCCUGCCCCAUGGAACUAGGAUGAAACAGGAUGUAUGACUUAUAUUUUACACAAGCAAUGAGGAGUGUGCACCGUAUGGUGCAUUUCUGCACAAGUCCCAUGUGUCUCUGUGCCACUAACAGCAUGAGCUUCCUCAGAAAUCCACACAUGAGGAUUUCUGAUAUUUCCAGUUAGGCUACAAAAAUGGCUUUUUUAAUUCCCCCGAGCACCAUUGCUGAAUGCUGAUGUGCUACCGGCAGCUACAUUUUCAAUCCAGUCUGCAUCUCAGUUAAUGUAUUGCUUCUGAAUUGUGAAUGUGGAGAAUGGAAUGCAGUUCUUAGCAUCAUUUCUGAAAGUAUUAUCUGUUGAAUGGAGAGAUGGGCCUCUCCCUGCCAGGCACACUACCACAUUUGGAAUGAGAUGGGAACUCAUGCACAAAUGGGGCCAAACCGCAGAAGAAUCCGUAAUGUGCUGUAGCAGUGAGUGAGACUUUCUUCAGAGAGCUGAUGUCCUUUUCUGUUGGAGACAUCAAAGCAUGAUAACUUCUCUGUUGCCUUGCUGAUAAAUACUGUGGAUUUGAAAUUUAUAGUAGCCUCUUCAUUUUAUGACUCAAUUGUAUGUGUGCUUCAGACAACUUUCAUGGGCCAUUAGUACUAAAUAAAGUAUCUUGACCGCCUUUGAAAAAAUUGAACUGUCUUAACUUGUUAAAACAUAACAGCUUAACUUUGAGGACCAAAGCAAGAAAAAGAUGUCUUCCAAGUUUUCAGAAAUAUUCUCUAAUACAAAACAGGAGUACAAAAUUCUUCAUGGGUUUUGCAACAGUGUUUCAAGAUAGCUGAAAUGCCAUUGAGUUCAGAAUUGGUGUGACUUAGGAUGAUACAAAGGGCCAGAGCUUUGAGCAGCUUAAAGGGCUUUCAAAUAGGCAUGGAGGGAACCCUUAGCACCAUUUCAGUCCCAAAAGGCCCAAAUUUGCCAAGGCUGCCGGGAAACAAUUUCAUCGCAUCAGUUUCAUGGGUGAAAGGUGGGCUGAGCUAGCCUUGUGCACAAAUUUCUGUGUACAACCAUUUGAUCUUUCACCACUAAUACCAGCUACUGUGGCCUCAUUUAAACAACAGAAAUGGGCAUGGGAUAAGAAACAAAUUGACUUAAAGUGUUAUUUUGUUUAAACGUACCAAAGUCAAUAUCUGAAUUGGAACUCGGUUGCUGGAGAUGAAACACUUGAGAGAUGUUCUCAAGAAAAUCUAACCAGGUGUGGCCUUCCAAAAAAUAAAAGGUAUUGUUGUCUAGUGCACAUUUUUUACAACAUUCCCAUUUGUUGAUAGUGUAGAAUUUAGGAAUAUUGGGAUGGUGUGGGAGAGGAUUGAAGGAAGAGACAGAGGCCGUAAAACUACUCAGUUUCUGAAGUUGAUAAGAUUAUUUUUAAACAGAUUAAUGUGGCAUAAAAUUUAGUGCAAAUGUCUUUCCAGAUUUGCUGAAAAGUUCAUUGAGCCUGACAUUUGUGAGAGUGUUUGCUUCACUUCUUGAUUUUUCAUCUGAAUGUUCUAACCAGGUUUAUUACCCAAAAUUGUUUAAAAAAGGGAUCCUCAUUUAUCAUCACCGUGUUGUUGGCAUUUCAAAAAUGUUCUAAAACCCAUUUUAAAUUGUGUUGGGCUUGGCUCCCAAAAACAAGAAUGUUAUAAUUACACAGCAGCCACUGGGAGAGAAGGUAGAAGGGAAAGCUAAAGCUAAGGCAACCAGGGAAAUGUCAGAGGCAGGGAAAGCCCUACCACUAUCAAGGCAAGAUGUUUUAUUUGCAUGCUUUUUGUGUGGUGUAGCUUUGAACGAGACAUGGCAGACAUCCAGACAUAAAUAAGAUGAGCAGUUGUCCAUAAAACCUGGAGUACUGGUGAUGAUGGGUAAUGAGCAAUUUGUGACUGGAGCCUCACAGCAGGCUGUGGUGUACAUCCUCUCAACUCCUUUUGGAAUGGCUCAUGAGCAAUUUGUAUAUUCUUAUGUUUCAAGAUGCUUCUUUACACCUCCUUACGCUGUCUACGUGUGUGUGUGUAUGUGUGUGUGUGUGUGUACCUGUCUGUCAAGAAAGCAAAUGUGCCAAUGCUAUUUACACAGAUUCAGACAUGAAAUGCUGGUCUGCCUAAUGUUACCUUAUGCCUUAUGUGGGGGGUGGGAGGUUGGAUGUCCAUUAAAAGCAUAUCAAAAAUGA